Mustela lutreola (European mink) is the source of this 4012-nucleotide messenger RNA. RefSeq names its product intraflagellar transport protein 172 homolog. Gene Ontology annotation, molecular function: protein binding. Gene Ontology annotation, biological process: intraciliary transport. NCBI's taxonomy places the organism in Eukaryota, Metazoa, Chordata, Mammalia, Carnivora, Mustelidae. Gene Ontology annotation, cellular component: ciliary basal body; axoneme; intraciliary transport particle B. The record is from RefSeq and is a predicted model, not a curated record.
CUUUCUUGUCCUGUCUUUGUGCCUCUAUAACCUCUUAUUCUUCCUUCCUCCUUCUCGCUCCGUGCUACAUUCUGGAUAAUUCCUUAAGAAACAUCCUGCAAGGGGUGCCUGGGUGGCUUGACCCUUAAGUAUCUGCCUUUGACUCAGGUCAUGAUCCCGGGGUCCUGGGAUCGAGCCUCAGCAGGAAGCCUGCUUCUCCCUCUCCCACUCUCCCAUCCCCUUGCCUGUUUCCCUCUCUCUGUGUCAAAUAAAUAAAUAAAUACAAUUUUAAAAAGAUUAUUAAAAAAAAAAAUCUUGCCAGUCAGGGGUUCACUUUCACCAUCGUCUCAUCUGCUAUUAAAAUCACCCACUGAGUUUUCUUACUUCAAAUAUUGAAUUUUUUAUACGGUUUUAUUUGGUUCUUUCUCUAGUCUGCCUGGUCAUUUUUUCUAGUAUAUUUGCUGCUGAAGUGAACACAAUGUGGCCAUUUUUUAGAGUCUCUUGUCCCUUGCUUAAUGUUUCAUUCCAUCUCUUAGGUCUUUAAACAUUUUACAGUUCUUUCAUAUUCCAUAACUGGUUUUCUUCCGUAAUUGUUAUUUUUAAUACUGGAAAUCCUUGGAGGGCCACAAGUGCUGUAGUUCUUGUUAUUGUUUACUCCUUUAUGGUGGUUAACUUCUAUGUUGGUACCUUUUUUUAUUGGGGGGCUCACGUUACAUUGGAUAUAAUUUUUAGAAUCUCAAGGGCCUAACAUGGGCAUGUUUUCCUCUAGAGAUGAUCAGUGUUUGCUUUUGCAGGAAUCGGGCAGACUAAUGGCUUUUGUUCCCUUUCCUGAAGAGAGGAUCCCAGAUUUCAUGACUAACAGAUUCUCAGAAUCGCCCCCUCAUCCUGCUGGAGGACCCCUGCUUUAUUCACCCGCUGCUGUGUUUGCAUCAGGGCAACUGUACCCUUUCCGCUUGCUCCCCUGUUUUUUCCUGCUCGGGUUUUAGCUUACCGGCCUUUGCCUUUUUAUGUUUUCCUUCCCUUUUCUGUUUUUCUCCUUUUCUUUCUCUUCUUCCCUUCCUUCCUUUUCUUCCCUCCCUCCUGCUUUUCCUUUCCUUUCCUCCCCGCGGGAGACUAGGAAGCAAGCCUAGUGAUUUCUUCAGGUGACCUAAGCAACGAAGGUAUGCAAAAGUACGGCCCAGGUUAAAGUUGUAUUUUAACAGGACUCAAGCCGGAAGCAGAAGUGGUUGCCCACUUUGUCAGUUUACCUGCAGGCAUUAGUGCGGGCACAGCUCUGAGUGUCCCGGAAGCUGAGGGCGUCCGUGUAGAUAAGGGCUUCUUACCUGCUUGAAGGAAACGAAACGCCGGGCAAACAAGGGCCACUGGGAUUCCCUCAGCGUGUACGCGCUGGGGGGGGGGGGGGGGGUAAGGCCUGUCCGUUCUGCAGUGGAGUCGGUGGAGACUCUAACCUGGAAUUCGGGUGGGGUGGGGGGACUUAAAUUUUACAGGGUGAUGGGGUAGGUCUGGAGCAGAGCGGGGGCAGGGAGGGAAGACGGAGGUGAUGGUGACCGAAGGUGUGACAACUGUUGCCUACAUGCUGGAUGAGGGCCUGAUGGAGUUGAUGAGGGCAACUACACCCGGUGAGGGGCUGGGCUGACAGCCCCAGGAGGUGGUGGGAGAGGCUGGUUCUGAGGCUGGAGGAGCUGGGAUGGGCCAGACAACUGGCCCCGCCACCCCUGCCCAUCGCCAGUACUCCUCUGCGCCCUGCUGUGCCUGCACUGUUGCUUUCCUGCCUUCUGUCUUCAGGGCCACAGCCUUCUUGGAGACUCUGGAAAUGACCCCAGAAACAGAGGCAAUGUGGAAAAUCUUGAGCAAACUGGCACUCGAGGCAAGGCAGCUCCACAUCGCGGAGAGGUGCUUUUCUGCUUGGGGCCAUGUAGCAAAAGCUCGAUUCCUGCAUGAGACCAAGGAGAUUGCAGACCAAGUGUCUCGGGAAUAUGGUGGAGAAGGAACAGACUUUUACCAGGUCUGAGCACGCCUAGCCAUGCUGGAGAAGAACUACAAGCUGGCUGAGAUGAUCUUCUUGGAGCAGAGUGCCGUUGAGGAGGCUAUGGAUAUGUAGCAUGAGCUGCACCGUUGGGAUGAGUGUAUCCCUGUGGCUCAGGCCAAGGGCCACCCAGCCCUGGAGAAGCUGCGCCGGAGUUACUACCAGUGGCUGAUGGACACACAGCAAGAGGAGUGAGCCGGUGAGCUACAGGAGAGCCAGGGGGAUGGACUAGCAACCAUCAGCCUCUACCUCAAAGCCGGGCUCCCUGCCAAAGCUGCCCGACUGGUGCUGGCCCGGGAGGAACUGCUAGCUAACACCGAGCUGGUAGAAAACAUCACUGCAGCCCUAAUCAAGGGGGAGCUGUAUGAAAGGGCAGGUGAUCUCUUUGAGAAGAUUCGAAACCCAGAGCGGGCCCUGGAGUGCUACUGUAAAGGCAGUGCAUUCAUGAAAGCGGUGGAGCUGGCUCGGUUGGCAUUCCCAGUGGAGGUGAUGAGACUGGCCUUGGGGGAUCACUUGGUGCAGCAGAAGCAGCUCGAUGCAGCCAUUCAUCACUACAUUGAAGCCAGGUGCUCCAUUAAGGCAAUUGAAGCUGCCCUUGGCGUCCACCAGUGGAAGAAGGCCAUUUAUGUAUUAGAUCUACCGGACCGGAAUACUGUCGGAACACCACGCGGGGCCCAACACUAUGCGUCUCUGCAGGAGUAUGAGAUUGCGGAGGAGCUCUACGUUAAGGGAGACCGAACAGAAGAUGCAGUAGACAUGUACACUCGGGCCGGCAGCUGGGAGCAAGCCCACAAGCUGGCGAUGAAGUGCAUGAGGCCGGAAGACAUGUCGGUGCUGUACAUCAGCCAGGCUCAGGAGACGGAGAAGCAGGGCAAGUACCUGGAGGCUGAAAGGCUCUACGUGACAGUGGAAGAGCCUGAUCUUGCCAUCACCAUGUUCAAAAAGCACAAGCUGUAUGAUGAUAUGAUCCGCCUGGUAGGGAAGCACCACCCAGAUCUCCUCAGUGACACACACCUACGCCUGGGCAAGGAGCUGGAGGCUGAAGGCCGACUGCAGGAGGCCGAGUAUCACUACCUCGAGGCUCAGGAGUGGACGGCAACAGUGAACAUGGACCGGUCCAAUGGGCUUUGGGAGGAGGCCUACCAGGUGGCCCAGGCUCACGGAGGAGCUGAUGCCCACAAGCACGUGGCCUAUCUGUGGGCAAAGAGCCUGGGAGGAGCAUCCUCAGUGAGACUGCUCACUAAGCUCGGACUCCUGGAAGCUGCCGUGGACCACGUCGCCGACAACUGCUCAUUUGAAUUUGCUUUUGAACUCUCCCGGCUGGCCCUCAAGCACAAAACCCCUGAGAUGCAUCUCCGACAUGCUCUGUACCUGGAGGAUGAGGUUAAAUCUGAAGAGGCCGAAGCUGAAUUCAUCAGGGCUGGUAAGCCCAAGGAAGCAGCCCUCAUGUUCGUCCAUAACCAGGACUGGGAGGCAGCUCAGCGUGUGGCCGAGGCCCACGAUCCUGACACUGUCGCCAAGGGGCUUGUGGGGCAGGCCCGGGGGGCCUUGGAGGAGAAGGACUUUCAGAAAGCAGAAGGGCUGCUGCUUCGGGCUCAGAGACCGGGCCUGGCCCUCAAUUAUUAUAAGGAGGCUGGAUUAUGGAGCGACGCCCUGCGGAUCUGCAAGGACUAUGUGCCAGGCCAGCUGGAGGUUCUGAGGGAAGAGUAUGAGCGGGAGGCUACCAAGAAAGGGGCCAGGGGCAUGGAGGGGCUCGUGGACCAAGCUCGCCAGUGGGAGCAGGCUGGAGAGUAUAGCCCUGCCGUCGACUGCUACCUCAAGGUGCGGGGCUCAGGCAGCAGCAGCCUGGAGGAAAAGUGCUGGAUGAAGGUGAGGCGGGCUCCACCCUUCCUGGCCGCCCACUUCCGGGACCGCCCUCACAGCCAGCAUUCUUCCUCAGACAUUGCUUUUUCCUCCUGGGCCUCUCAUUUUCGCUCAGGCGGCAGGUACCUGCUGAGUGCUUGCUAG